Messenger RNA from Trichophyton rubrum CBS 118892, 1200 nucleotides. RefSeq lists its product as uncharacterized. The record is from RefSeq and is a predicted model, not a curated record. Gene Ontology annotation, cellular component: mitochondrial small ribosomal subunit. The transcript has 2 exons. Bases 1 to 1200 code for a protein of 399 amino acids. Gene Ontology annotation, molecular function: structural constituent of ribosome. Gene Ontology annotation, biological process: mitochondrial translation. NCBI's taxonomy places the organism in Eukaryota, Fungi, Ascomycota, Eurotiomycetes, Onygenales, Arthrodermataceae.
AUGCCACCACGGUUAAGGGCCGCAAAACGGCUGGCCAAUUUACAUCAUCAUCUCCUCCAAUCCUCACAGAACACCUCGAUAUACAGCCUAACACAAUCGACAUGCACAUCGUCGUGCCGUGCCUUCAGCUCGACGCCCAAUCUACAGAUCUCCAAACGUCGACAAGCGAUGUUCGGCUGGCUAAACGGGCCCGGCAGGGUGUUCAAGGACCCCAUACCGUCGAGCACAAAUUACCUGACAGCCUACGAAAAGGAUGGUAAACCGAAGGCGCCUCUAGCCAGAACAGGACCUGAUGGACGGUUGGUGGAAGUCGAGCCAUCGGCGCGGCCAUUCCCGCAUAACCCGGUGUUUAUCAGCGAGAGCAUAUUGAGUGAAGAGUUACGGAAUGAGAUAUAUGAGCAGGUUAUCAAUAAAGGGAAGAGUGUGAAGACCGUGAGUGUUAUGUUUGGAGUUGAUAUGAGGCGUAUUGGGGCGGUGGUGAGACUGGUUGAGCUGGAGAAACGCAUGAAAGCCGAGAAAAAACCACUUGCCCUGCCCUACGGCCGAGCAGUACGCUCAAUGCUGCCCACCACCCCUCUGGCGCCCCGCGGAGAACCCCAAAUAGCCCACGAGCCCAUCAACGACCUACCAGUGCACAAGCUCACCGAACCGCAAAUCUUCUACCCGGUCUCUGAGUCGCGGCACUUCACCCGCGUCGACGCCGCCCGAGCCUUCUCCGCCGCACCCGCCCUGCCGGCCGCUGAGCGCGAUCAACCCGCCAACACACCCGAGUACAUCGCCAAAGUGACGCACGCCCCGCAUCGGAUCGAGAAGGUCGGCAAGGGCGCCAACGAGUACCAGGUGCUGCAGCCGGCGGAGGUGCGCAUCCCGCACCCUCACAUGGUAGCUGCCGAGCGGGACAAGAUCACGCUGUCGAACGAGAUGGGGGAGCGCAGCAGGCGGUACAUGGCGCGCAUCGAGGCGGACGAGCAGGCUGAGAAGGCGCGCAAGGAGAAGCGGAAGGCCAGGGAGGCAGCGAGCAUGACGCGGGUUGAGCCCACGGAGGGACGGUUCGAGUUCAGGUUCCGGGAUGUGGUGGUGAGUAGGGAGACGGUUGGGCUGGACGGACGCGGCGAGAAGGGCGUUGGCCGGCGGUAUGGAGUGCCUCUUGCAGACAGGAGGAGGGGAGAAGUCAAGAUCCCAACCCGCGUUGAGGUCUAA